ACACACAGUAAGCGCAGUCGAACUAUUCGAUGGCGUCUUGGUUGGUUACCCGAAGGAAUACCUAAAGCCUACCCAUAUCAUCCUUAUGUACUCUUUAGUCGGCCACACGCCACUGAAUGCUUGCACAUGCACACUCGUUUAUUCUGGCCACGAUCAAUUGCAGAUCCCCUUUUCCUUUCUUUUAA
Molecule: messenger RNA, 185 nt
Organism: Cokeromyces recurvatus
Lineage: Eukaryota; Fungi; Mucoromycota; Mucoromycetes; Mucorales; Mucoraceae
Exons: 1
Source: RefSeq, a predicted model, not a curated record